CGGCUGUAUUUCAAAUACCUCCUUGUUGAAUACAUAGUGCGCUUUGUUUGGUGUAUUUCAUUGUUUCAUCCCCUGCGUAGUGCGCUUGUAGAGAGAGCAGUUAGCUGUGUGGAAUUUGCCCGACACUUGCCGCUAAGAAGUCGUCACGGUGUCGUAAAAUUGUCGCACAUAUAUAGGUGUCCCAGCGAAGUGAAGAUGGCAUCCUUCAGCAGAGACGAGAUGAAUCAUUUGCUGAUGGAGGUGAGUCCUGACAUCCAUAUCUGUGGCUUCUGCAAGCAGCAGUACAACAACUAUGAGGUGUUUCUUGCACACAAGCAGAAUGGCUGUCAGCUUCAUACCACAGACAUCUCAGUCACAAGUACUGGAGCUGCUGAAACUGUGCAAGAGUUUCCUUUGGAGGAGGGAUUGCAGACCUGUGUGUCAAAGGCCGUGAAGAAGACGGUAAAAACCCAGAAACCAGCCUCCAAAAAGCUGAAACCUGCACUCACCCAAAAGCGACGCAUUUGCAGCUUCUCGGGUUGUACAUUCAAAACCCAGUAUGGCCAGAAGGACAUGGAAAGGCACAUGCUAACUCAUACCGGCGACAGGCCGUUUGAGUGUGAACUGUGCCACAAACGCUUCAGCCGGCGGGACAAGCUGAACCUGCACAGCCGCUCACACACCGGGGAAAAGCCACACAAGUGCAAGCACUGCACAUACGCCGCCGCAGACAGCAGCAGCCUGAAAAAGCACCUGCGUGUGCACUACGACGAGAGGCCCUUCAAGUGCCAGAUCUGCCCAUACGCCAGCCGCAACUCCAGCCAACUCACCGUGCACCUGCGCUCACACACAGGUGAUGCCCCAUUCCAGUGCGGUGAGUGUGGUGCCAAAUUCAAAAUCAACUCGGACUUGAAGCGUCACACACGUGUGCACUCGGGUGAGAAGCCGUAUGCGUGCGAGCUGUGCGACUACCGCUGUGCCAUGAAGGCCAACCUGAAAUCGCAUGCCCGGCUGCGCCAUGGUGCUUACGCCUGCUCAGAAUGUGACUUCCAGUGCACAGCCAAGGCGGCACUGCGUGCACACUCCCGCCAGCACGCACCCGCCCGUCCCCUACGCUGCAGCUGCUGCCCAUACUCCUGCACGAGCAAGGGGGCACUCAAGAGACACGAGCGUGUGCACUCGGAUGAGCGCCCAUUCACCUGUCACCGCUGCCCCUUCGCCAGCAAACAGCGUGCCAACCUGCUCGUCCACAUGAGGAAGUGCCAUGGUGAGAAAGUUCUAGAUGGGCUCAGCAAAAGUGCCAAACGUGGAAAAGCAGGAGAUGAGUCACCCAAUCCUGCAGGUUCACGGUACCGGGUGAGGCUCGAAGCAGCGCGGGCGUUCCGCUGCAACCUGUGCGAUGCGUCGUUUGUGAGAGAAGAUUCGUUGCGAAGUCAUAAGAGGCAACAUAAUAACACAGAAAAACAGCUGAGACUCGCACAGACACCAAAUAGUGCUGCGAAACCAACAGAUAAAGGGCCCGAGCAGGUUUCGUUGACGCUCACAAACGGGUCGGUUCCUUCCUAUGGAAACGCGCAGCUCAAGAUCUUUGUAGCGCCUCCUCUAGGUCAGGAAGGAACGUACAUCCAGGCAGCAGUGGACGUCCCGUCUUCUAAACCCGGAACAGUUCUGCUUAGUUCAGAAGGCCAGAAUGUAAUUCUCAACCCUAUCAUACAGCAGGUUAGCCUGUUAACCCCAGUGCAACACAUGACCCCACCAGAAGGCAGCCUCGAGCACCAGACCGUCUUACUAACUCAUAUCAGUGGCAGUGAAGAAAACCCUCUACUACAGACAAAUGUUUCUUCUCAAACCCCAAUAGAGACUCAGACCUUUAUCAGUUCCACUUCAUCUUCAGAAAGCAGCCACGCGUUCAUCACGGCAUGCUCGGACCUUGACAGCCUGCACGCCCUCAUCCAGCAGGGCGGCGCUGAGGUCACUGUGGUCACCGAGGGCCACGCCUCCAUCACUACAGCAGCGACAGCACGCUCCACCUUCGACUCUCCACUGAACGUUGAAAGGCCACCAUCUGAGGAUGACCUGAAGCAAUCAGGAGAGAGGAAUCCAGCUCUGGACGAUGGUUUGGUUGUGCCUGAUAUAAACAUUGAGCCGUCUAGUUCCCUUCUUGUACACAAUGUUACCUUGUCAAUCUCAGAGCAGGAUCAGCAGGCACCCAUCUACCAGCUCUCACCCCAUCAGAUCUUCUCCGACUCUAAUCCACCAGACCGGAUUGAGGACUGAGCAAGAACGUUUCUGUUUCAUAUCUUCUGUGAUUUGUUUGAUAUGUUUAUGUUUAACAGAGAUAUUUUUAUACUCAUUCAUGGCAUGCUGCUUGUCUAGAGCUCUUGUAAGUACAUACAGUGAUUUACAGAAUGUACAAAUUGGGGGCGGGUGUUCUGAAAGAGUAAAAUUGUUUAAUCCUUAA
Molecule: messenger RNA, 2440 nt
Organism: Ictalurus punctatus (channel catfish)
Lineage: Eukaryota; Metazoa; Chordata; Actinopteri; Siluriformes; Ictaluridae
Gene: zfp64
Product: zinc finger protein 64 homolog (mouse)
Exons: 7
Coding region: 196-2256 (686 amino acids)
Biological process (GO): regulation of DNA-templated transcription
Molecular function (GO): DNA-binding transcription factor activity, RNA polymerase II-specific; RNA polymerase II cis-regulatory region sequence-specific DNA binding
Source: RefSeq, a predicted model, not a curated record